GUUGAGUCGCGUUGAGUCUCGUUUCGGGUUCGGACUCAGAUUCGCGUUGGCUUCGCAUUCGGUUUGUUAUUUUUUGGCAUUUUGUUCGAUUUUUCGUGCCGACAUCUAAUAAAAAAGCUGUACAUCGCGAACGUACAUGUGCGGAGAGCGCUACCGUCGAGAACUUGUGAGGCAGCCAUCAAAAAUAACUAAAAAUGUAGUCGGCGAGAGACACAAACCGAAAUAAAACGCAAAAGUGCACCGAAAACAAUCGCCAGGCGGGCAAAGUGUUGAAUAAACAACGCAUAAUUAACCUGGCUGCCACACAUCGCGUCGUAUACGCAACGUCGACCCAGCGGAUAGAGGAAGCAGCCGUUGGAAGAGCAAAGGGACGAGCAGAAAAGUACAAAUAAUAAAAGCGCCUAAUAAAAAGUGGACAUGUCCUUUGGAAUUACAGCAAAUAACACUUGGCUGAAUCAGUAGCUGUUUCGCGAUCGUCUGCAGUUUGCUUUUUGCUACAUUGCAACCGCAUCAGCGUAUCUGUGUGUAUCUGCCACGCCGCUGCACUGGUAGAGGUAUUUUUGCGAAUUUCGGCUCGUCUCGGGGGUGUCUGUGUGAGCACGUGCAUCUGUGUGCGCUGAGAACUGCGCCUGUGUUCGCGGCCCAUUGCAAUUGCAAUUUUUCGCCCCUACCUCCUCCAGCUGCCCCGUUCGGAGCUUCGACAAGUCGUGCCAUUGCCUGCCGCAAUCAGCAUUUUGAGAUGAACCAAAUGAAAUCGCAUCAAUUAAAACAUCUUUGAAACCCAUUUUAAACCAACAAAAAAAGUAUAAAAUUUAAUUUCAACUAAAAAAGAAAACGUAACAAGUUCCGGGAAAACGGAACUACAAAAAAAAACGUUUUUAAACCAAAAUAAAUAAAUGAGGCACUUAAGAAGAAAGGAAUUUAAAAUUUGAUCAAUAUGAAGAGAAACAAAUAACCAGCAGAAACCACAGUGGCGAUUAGCCCAGCACAGCUAAGAAAGUCAAGAGAACCCGCGAAAAUGUGCACCAGAAGUCAGUAGAGCAGGCACUUCGACCAAAUCGAAAGCGACGACGAAAGCGAGCCACCGGCAAAGUCAAGUGCUACCGCUACCCAAACAAAAAACAACAGCCAGUACCUACAAGGAACCAAUUGAGCAGAGCAUCCGAAGCAAUGGCCAUUAACUUUUCGGCCUCCUUUGCGGCCUGCAUAGCAGCCGGACUGAAGGUGCCGCGCCAGAUCAUGUACUGCAUCACCCAGGACACGGGCCAGCCGUACGUGCUCUACAAGGACUCGCAGGACGCGGAGCGCAACCCCGGUGCCAUUGGCGCCAGUCCCGCCCAGUGGGGCGGCGACAUGUACCCCAACAUCCAGCAGCAGGCCCAGCAGCACCUCACCGCCCAGCAGCAGCAACAGCAGCAGCAACAGCAGCAGCAGAACGCGGCCCAGGCGGCUGCCCAGGCGGCAGCAGUAGCGGCGGCAGCGGGACAGCCGCAGAGUCCUCCGGGCGGCGGUCAGGAGCCCCGGGACAACGGCAGCGGCGACGGCCGGCAGCAGCAGGUGUCGCCCUCGUCGAGUCCGUAUCCAUCCGUAUCGGUGCAGCAACAGCAGCAGCAGCAGCAGCAGCGGGCGAACGGGGCCGGCGACGAGGAUCCAAUGAGUCAGCUGGCCAACCAGCAGAACUCAGCGGCCAACCAAAACCAAAGCAGCAAUGACCCCCAGCACUCGGGCUCCAAUGCGGGCGAGCCGGGCAACCCGCACGUUCAGCAGAACGGUGGACCCCAACCAGAUCCCGGCAACGGGUUCCAGACGCCGGACUACUACGCUCCCCGCCAUGCGGCACCGCAAGGAGGCAUGCUGGCGCCGCCCGGCUUCCCGCCGCUCCACUACCUCAACAAGGGCGUGCUGCCCAUGGAGCAGUCCGGCGGAGGCGGAGGAGGUGGGGGCGGCGCCGGUGGCGGCGAAGCGUACGCGUUGCCCGAGCUGCUGCCCGCCCAGCAGAAUGGCCAGCAGAACGCCGGACAGGCGAAUGCCAAUGCCACUGAAGGCGGUGCGGGGGCCAACGGCGGCGGAGGAGCGGGCGGUGCGUCGGGGGCGGGCGUGGGUCCUGUGGGCGUGGCGGCGGGCGGCGGAAGGACGGGCAACGGUCCGGGACGCCCGCACAAGAACAAGCCGCACAGCGAUCUGCGGCUGUUCAAGUGCCUCACCUGCGGCAAGGACUUCAAGCAGAAGAGCACGUUGCUGCAACACGACCGCAUCCACACGGACGCUCGCCCCUUCCCGUGCUCCGAGUGCGGCAAGCGCUUCCGCCAGCAGUCGCACCUCACGCAGCACCUGCGCAUCCACGCCAACGAAAAGCCCUUCACGUGCCCGUACUGCUCGCGCAGUUUCCGGCAGCGCGCCAUUCUCAACCAGCACAUACGCAUCCAUUCGGGUGAGAAGCCCUUCGCCUGCCCCGAGUGCGGCAAGCACUUUCGCCAGAAGGCCAUCCUCAAUCAGCAUGUGCGCACCCACCAAGACGUCUCGCCACACCUCAUCUUCAAGAACGGGCCGCACCCGACCCUGUGGCCCUCGGACGUGCCCUUUCCCGGCGAGGACAACGACACCAAGGGGGACAUUGCCGGCACGGGCGGCGGCUACCACGACGAGGACUCGCAGGGAACGCCGGACGGCAGCGGCGGCAUGCACUACCCCUCGUACUUCAAGGACGGCAAGGAUCCUCGCACAGGCCAAAAGAUUCUGCCCGAGGUGCUGCAGCACAUCGGCGUGCGGCCGGCGAACAUGCCGCUCUACGUGCGCUGCCCCAUCUGCGACAAGGAGUUCAAGCAGAAGACAACACUGCUGCAGCACGGCUGCAUCCACAUCGAGUCGCGGCCGUAUCCCUGCCCGGAGUGCGGCAAGCGCUUCCGCCAGCAGUCGCACCUCACGCAGCACCUGCGCAUCCACACCAACGAGAAGCCCUUCGGCUGCAUGUACUGCCCGCGCUUCUUCCGCCAGCGGACCAUCCUCAACCAGCACUUGCGCAUCCACACCGGCGAGAAGCCGUACAAGUGCGGCCAGUGCGGCAAGGACUUCCGGCAGAAGGCCAUUCUGGAUCAGCACACGCGCACCCACCAGGUAGGAGAUCGCCCCUUCUGCUGUCCGAUGCCGAACUGCCGUCGCCGCUUCGCCACAGAGAACGAGGUCACUAAGCACAUUGACAACCACAUGAACCCCAACACCACCAAGGUGCGCCGUCAGCAGCAGCAGCAACACCAGCAGCAGCAGCAGCAACAGCAGCAACAGCAGCAGCAGCAGCAACAGCAACAGCAGAACAACAACACCGUCGCCCAGGUGGCUUCGGUGGCCAAUCACCUGAUGAACGACGCCAAGAAUUUGGCGGCCCAGCAGUUCCUCAACAACAACAACCCGUCGACGGUGGACAACAAGGCCAACAUCCUGCCGGUGCGCAGUAUAGCGUCCAAUGCGGCGGCCGCCGCCGUCGUCCAGCAGUCGGUUGUGAAGAACGAGCUCUACUUCCCCCAGUGCUAUGGACCGCCGUUCCAGCAUCCCUUCCAGACGCAGCAGCAGCAGCAGGCCCAGCAGCCCAGCGUGGCCCACGGAGGUCCCACUCCGCCGGUGACCGUGACGGUGGCCAACUCGGUGGCCUCCGGCGUGGUAGUGCAGCAGAACGCCUCCGCCUCUGUGGUGGCCCAGUGACAUCCCACCACUGGAGCAACCGGGGCACAGCAACAGCAACAGCAGCAGCAGCCGUCAGCGGCGCAGCAGCAACAUCACCCGCCGCCGCCUCCAGCGCCCACGUCGUCCGCCCAUCACAUUGCAGCCGCGGCUGCUGCUGCUGCUGCUGCUGUCACCGCGGCCACGCCCUCAUCCGCCCACGCCUCGCCAGUGGCGGCGCCGCAGACGGUGACGCUGUCGAUCACGCUGCCGCCGCCGCCGGCCACCCACACUGUCCAUCCGGGUCAUCCGGGUCAUCCGGGACAUCCGGGACAUCCGGGGCAUCCGGGCGUGGCGAAUGGAGCUGCGCCACCGCCGCCACCAACUCUGUCACACGCUAUUCCCAUUCAUCCACACAUACACUCGAUAUUCGGAUCUCUAUGAUGUCAUCAGUAGGAGAGACAGGAGCAGGAGCAAGAGCAGGAGGCAGGAACUCAAAGUUGAGAGGACAACACACACUAUUCACCAUAUUGAUAGGUUCGAUUAGUUCUUUAGUAUUAGAUGCAAACAAAUUCUCCUAGUUUUUAAAACUAAACUUGAGACCACAAAACACAGUUUUGGUAAUGGCAAACAAACGAACGAACCGAGAGGCGCUGAGCAGAGGAGUCGCAACCACGCAAACAGGACGAUUACUAGUCUUUUUAAAAAAGGACUCUAAACUCCUUUGAUACAAACCAUAAACAUGAAAUGCAAAUGGUCAAUGUUUAAGAGAAGCAACGAGCGGAAAGAGAGAGAGAGAGAGAGCCAAAACACAGCGUUAUACGAUUCCUUUUUGAUAAUUUGUUUAAGCACCCCAAACACUUUAAAUUCAAAGACUACAAAUACAUCAAAUAUUUAUAUACACACAGAAACACAACGGACACUCAAGGAAAGCAAAGUUCGUCCGUCUUGAUUUUUGAUACAAUCGACCGAGGAUUUACGACCCAGACCUAAAAUAAUUAGGAUUCUCAGAUAAAGUGGGUAUCGAUAUGUGACGUGAUAGAUAGGGCAGCUAAAAUCGGUUUGGGUGAAGGAUAAAAGGACCGAAAGCAUUAAGGGGAAACGCAGACGUUGGCGCUGAGCAAAUUGUUUUUUGAAGCAGCAUCUAAGUUUUAGUUCUGUUUUGGAGUUUUUGUUUAAUGAAUACGGUUGAUUGGCUUUGCUGGGUAGCUUUGCUAGCUUGGCUAAGCCAAGGGGACUUGCCGUGCCCACCAAACUUUUAUUAUAAAUUUAUUUUUUCAUUUCAAUUGAUAUGUGAUUUUUUAAAGUUUAUAAAAUAAUACUGGAAUGCAAUUUAAAGAUACGAAAAAUCAACAAUAAGUUAUAAAACCAUAAGUACUUUAAACUAGGAUUCAUUUGUUGUCUUCCCCAACUAAUUAUGUGUAAUUUAUGUUGAGUUUUUAUUUAGUAAUUAGGCAUACGUUUAACCCAAAUAUGUCCACACAAUUGCAUACACACACACACACACAGGGCAGACACAAGAAAUGAGCUGUAACAUCAUGUUUAUAUAGCAGGCAAUUCAAAUGUGACUCUUCAGGUGCCAUACAAAUGAACAAUAGUCAAAAGAUAAAGGAUAAAGGAUAAACACGUAUCAAUCGUUCAACUUAUACUCAAUCUGAUCCACAUCCACCAUAUAAAGAACCCCCGACCCCAAAUACGUUCUUCCCCUGCCAACUGUGUGGAUAUAACCAACAAACUUAGUUUCUUAUCAAAUUUUCCAAUGUACCGUCAAAGCAUUUAUGAUUGUUAUUAAUAUUUUAGCAUAUGUUUCCUACAUAUUUAUAUGUAAAAGUAUACAUAUUUUGUGUAUGUAUAUGUAAAGAAAAAUCGCGAAAGAGCAGAAAUUAACAUUAGUUUAGCGGUUUCACUUUAUCAAGUAUCUACUCAUUAUUUAAAAGAACGUAGUAAUUAGUCAAUUAAGUUUCUAUUGGAAUCAAAGCAAGUGCUCCGAAUACUAUUUGUUUUCACUGUUUUAAACUUAAUCAUUAUCAAUUAUGUUUGGAUAUAUUAUUUAAUUAUCUCAAUAAAACAAUUAUAUAUUUUAUCUGA
Messenger RNA from Drosophila elegans, 5742 nucleotides. RefSeq names its product zinc finger protein 768 (gene jim). The record is from RefSeq and is a predicted model, not a curated record. The transcript is spliced from 6 exons. Gene Ontology annotation, molecular function: RNA polymerase II cis-regulatory region sequence-specific DNA binding; DNA-binding transcription factor activity, RNA polymerase II-specific. Gene Ontology annotation, biological process: negative regulation of transcription by RNA polymerase II; regulation of immune system process; regulation of cytokine production. The coding region runs from base 1171 to 3696 and encodes 841 amino acids. NCBI's taxonomy places the organism in Eukaryota, Metazoa, Arthropoda, Insecta, Diptera, Drosophilidae. Gene Ontology annotation, cellular component: PcG protein complex; transcription regulator complex.